AUGACACACCUCAAAGAGACAGGUCCAGACUACGGACCCUCCCAAAAAGCAGGCGGGGGCCAAGCCGGACCGCCGCCCUCCCGGCGCGCCUCGCACCGGCCCUCCUCUAACAAACGUUCUUCCCUACAUCCAACGACACUAGCUCUCUAG
This is a messenger RNA of Colletotrichum costaricense, 150 nucleotides long. RefSeq lists its product as uncharacterized. Lineage: Eukaryota; Fungi; Ascomycota; Sordariomycetes; Glomerellales; Glomerellaceae. The transcript has a single exon. The record is from RefSeq and is a predicted model, not a curated record. Bases 1 to 150 code for a protein of 49 amino acids.